Messenger RNA from Acytostelium subglobosum LB1, 1887 nucleotides. RefSeq lists its product as hypothetical. Gene Ontology annotation, biological process: protein O-linked glycosylation via mannose. The annotation marks the transcript as partial. Gene Ontology annotation, molecular function: xylosyltransferase activity; glucuronosyltransferase activity. NCBI's taxonomy places the organism in Eukaryota, Evosea, Eumycetozoa, Acytosteliales, Acytosteliaceae. The transcript has a single exon. The record is from RefSeq and is a predicted model, not a curated record.
AUGAACAACCUAUUUAAUUUUAGUGGAUAUCAAAAAAUCAAUUAUAAUAAUAUCAUGCCUUUUAACAUAAAGAGAUUACUUCUUGUUCUUUGUUUCAUAAAUAUUAUAUUCUUAUUCUAUAUAAUAUCAUAUAAUAAUAUUUAUAGUAAUAAUAAUUGUUAUGUUCAACAACAAUCCAAUGUAGUCAAUAGUAAUAAUAAUAAUAAUAUUAAUAAUAAUAAUAAUAAUAACAACUUACUUUAUAAUCAUAACUUUGAAUUCAAUGCAGUUGGUUGGAGAGAAUAUGGUAGAUAUUUUCGUCUUGGUUACUUCCCUGUGCCCUCGCCAGAGAGUGAACCAUCGCGACAUGUGGUGGCAAUCUAUCACAGUAACAAUCAACAGUGGAAUGGGCUGUUCCAGCCUGUUGACCUGCGCCGUCACACAUCAUUCCAUGGAAUGGGCUAUUACGAACUUCGCCUUGACGUCGACUACAUCAAUCUCAACUUGAACGGCAGUCUCAACCUAAAGAUGCGCAUAAACACUCGUGAGAACGAACCCCAAGAUCUCAACGACACGAACAACGUAUUCACUGUGUUCAAUGACAAUGGCAAUGGACAUCAUUUAUUGCCGGACCUUAAUGGCGGUGUGCCAAUUGAUGUAAAGGAUAACAUUACUACAUUCUUGGACAUGCAUCAGAAUGACAUGGACUCAAUCACCUCACGUGCAUCAUUGGUCAUGUACUCAAAGAAGCCCCUCAACUACGUCACCUGCUACAUAUACACCGAGCUGACUGGCGUCGCACUCAUCACCAACACAUCAUUCACAGUCACACAUGUCAAUGAUAAGCUCACACCAAGCGUCACGAUGAACCUGCCGAGAUUCGAGGGUCAGAACAUUACAAAGGUGUCUGAGAAGAUUGGCGAGGAGUUCAAGAUGAGGGACUUGACUUGGGAGAAGCGCAUUGUGACACCAUUCUACAAACGAUCGACCUAUCACUUUGACAGGCACACCGACACUACAAUCACUGCACAACUGGACAUCACGAGAUUCCCAAGAUUGUUGCAGUUGUGCCGUCAAUGGGAUGGCCCCAUGUCUGUGGUCAUCUACAUCAAGGAGGAGAAGGACGUCAGGGAGCUGGACAGGAUGAUCUUUGAGAACUGGGAGAUUGCAAAGUUGAUGGACAAGGCUGAUGUUCAUCUGGCAUACAAGACGAAGGAUGAGCGAUUCUAUCCGAUCAAUGAGUUGCGCAAUGUUGCCAUCGAGUUCAGUCGCACCAACUACAUCUUCACAAUCGAUGUGGACUUUGUCGUCUCGCCAAAUCUGAACAAUCACAUCCGAGAACAGCUGCACGAAGCCAACUAUCCAACCAACAUCUUUUUCGUUGUGCCAGCAAUGGAAAUGGAUGGAUACGCAAUGAACAACACCGAUAUCUUCCCAAUGAACAAGUCAUCACUGGUCCAACACAUCAAGGAUGGCGAGGCAAGAUCAAUCUUGGAGUUGGUCUCGCCCGAGGUUCAAGGCCCAACAAAGGUGGACGUUUGGGUGAACUCGACCAAAGCUUACGACGUGAAGUAUGGCCCACAUUGGGAGCCAUUUGGAGUAAUUCAUCGCUCGGCCAUCGGGUUUGAUCAACGCUUCGCCGGCUACGGCUGGGACAAGGUGUCCCACAUCUACUAUCUUCAUCUGCUUGAGUUCAGGUUCAUGGUGCUACCCGAGGCAUACAUGAUACACAUGGAGCACGCGACGCGCUCCAGUUGGUUCAACAGAUCAGCAGCAGAAGAGGAGUAUAUUUUCAAGAACUGGUACGAGUCAGUCACAGAGUUCACCUUCAAGUACCUUCCCUCUCUCUUCAAUCCCACCGACUUGAAGAAAGUAUCAACGUUGGUACAUGACAAUGAUUGGCUGGUU